This is a messenger RNA of Acanthaster planci (crown-of-thorns starfish), 2601 nucleotides long. RefSeq lists its product as uncharacterized. Lineage: Eukaryota; Metazoa; Echinodermata; Asteroidea; Valvatida; Acanthasteridae. Gene Ontology annotation, molecular function: signaling receptor activity; calcium ion binding. The record is from RefSeq and is a predicted model, not a curated record. Gene Ontology annotation, cellular component: plasma membrane. Gene Ontology annotation, biological process: homophilic cell-cell adhesion.
CGCCGAAAGAAUACCGCUCGCAAAACCACUGUCGCGUUCCCAUGGAAAUCUAGCCGACUUUAAAAACGCGAGGUUUCGACUCCCUGCGUGAUUUCCGGACGGGGAAUUUUCAGGUGUAUAUAUGCACUGUUCUUGAGAUGGAUAUUUAUCGGCCCUUUGCUUUUCGAAAUUCAUCAGUAAGCUAGGAUUACAAGGAUGUCUUGGUACAGCCAGGCGAUGAUGCUCUGCCUAUUCGCCAUAGGAGCAUCGGCAUUAUUUGAUGAAGACAUCCGGCAUAAGCCAUCGAUUUGCAGACGAAAAGCGAAGUCAGAGUGUGAUUUGGGGAUCUGUGAAAGAUAUGUAGAGACAGAGUGUUACCAUGGUGUUUGCUCUAACCACACUGGGGAGUGUGUCUGUGCUCCUUGUUGGACGGGAGAUAGAUGUGAUAUCCUACAAAACUCACACGUACCAGUAUUCCAGCAACAGACGGUUAUAGUUGACGUUGAUAUCAAAGACACUUACAGCGAUGACGUCAUUGUUAAAGUUGGGGCGGAUGACCCAGAUGCAGAAGAGUGUUCUUAUUUGGAUAGCUGCCCGUGUGCGAAUAUUCUAUACUCCAUCGAGGAGGGGAAUGAAGACUCAUUAUUCAUGAUCGAUCCCAGGAGCGGGGAGAUUCGACUGACUCGUACACAAGCGUUGAAAGGUCUUUCACAAGAUGCAGAGUUCAAACUGAUAAUUUCAGCUAAGAACCCAGUACAUCGCACACGAGUGAGGAGGAGGUUAGAUCAUCCGGCGGAUGGAUCAAGUGAUAACGCAAGUCCAACCAUGGUGGUACUGGUGACCUCCUCCUCGCCGGAGAAAGUUGAAACCGCAGCCGCACAUUCAAGGAGAAGACGAUCGACGAGUGGCGUUCCAACUUCAGAAACCUUUACCCUGGAGAAACUCUCACCCUACACCGAUGUCACGGAUAUCAAGAUCGGGGAGAAAGUACCGCUCCGUCUAGUCAUCUGGCUGCCAGUCCAGACGACGACUAUGAAGGUAGAGUUGCUAACGCCGUACGAGUCCAGCGCCAUCCUAGUCCUAUGUGAUCCACAGUUCACUCACGUUGGAAAUAACUACCCAUCGUUUGACAGCAGCAGCAUAAGGCCAGAGUAUUACUCCCAUGCAGGGGACUUCAGGUAUGACCGCGUCGUGCUUGACUUGGGCUCGGUCGUAAACACUGGUUCCAACACGGCCGACGAUGUUCUCAACAAGAUCCACUUGGAUUUCAACGUUAUUCUCCAGCUCAAUAACGCCACAGAGUAUGGGGAAAGCUAUAUGGUGUCGGCGGCUGUAUCCUACGGUGCAGGCCUAUCGAAUGUCUGGUCCGGCGGGACAGCAUUCUCUCCCGUCAAUGAUACAAACGAUUGGUCAACGAGUUCCCCAGUUCUCACCAUCUCUGGCCCAGAUGAGAUGACGACCCAGAGUUCCGCCAUCUUUCAUUUCGACCUUGUACUGAAGAAUUACGUCACGGACUUCUACCUGGAUAUUGUUGCCGAGCAUUAUGAUUCGGGCAAUCCUGUCAUGAAGAUCUGCGAAUUCCAACUUACCGGAAAAGGUGAUAACUACGGCUGUAUGCCGAAUGAACUGCCUCGGUUUUCAUCAGUUUAUGACAACGCCACAUUCGACAAUGCAACCGUCUUGGCGAGGUUGGACUUCGGCGAGAUUGUCAACACGGGUUUGCGUGCAGGCAACAAUAGCGACGAUGAGAAUAAAAUUUCCACGGAAGCUGUGGUGUACAUCACCAACAGUUCUAACAUUGUGGACGGAGAGAAGUAUUGGCUGGGCGUAACCAUCACGGUAGAUGGCUCUAAAAUAUAUUCCAACCAGCAGGCCAUCACAGCACUCACAACGCCAGCACCGACUAUGACCGUCGAUCCUGUCAUCGAGUUCUACGCUGUCGAUGGAUACGCCGUCACCAUCGGGGGCACUGUCGGCUUCGUAGUGAGCAUUGACAUUCCGGAGAACAUCACUUCCGUGUUCAUUGUUGACCUGUCCAUGCCUUACACGGCUUCCAACGGGGCAGUACUGUCCAUCUGCCGGGCGGAGGUGGUCUACGUCGGGUACAAUCUACCGUGCAUGCAAAGCAUGACACCGGAAUUCAAACGAGAGGACGGACAGAACGCAGAUUACGUACAAUUUAACUUUGGAGGCAUCACAAACCUUGGCCGCCGACACCAGACUGAUGACAGUAAGCUAAAAGUAUUAAUAUCCGCUGAGCUAAUGGCUAGUCACCCUGACGUCUCAAAUGGAACUGAGUUUGAAGUAACAGCUGGCAUUCGCUACGAAAUGGCUGACAAGGAUAUACUCUGGGUAUCCAAAGCACAAAUCACAGCCGUUGAUUAUCAACAUCAUGAAUAUUCAGACAACGACAAGAUACCAAAAUUCAAGAUUCGAAACCGUGGUAAAGAUUACUAUCUCUACAAUAACUCGGCUGUUUCCCUGAACAUCACCGUAACAAUCCCGCCUGAGACAACCUACACCCCGGUCCUCCUCAACAUCACCUGGACAAGACCGUCGUCACCAACAUCUCAACGGCGGACGGCGUCGCAUACGAGUACCUGGUGGACCUGGGCGUGGUGA